AUGGUACCUAUGGCUUCAUAUUCGUCAGCCGGCUCAGACGCCUCCACCCCACGCUCCUUGUCUCCCUCGUCGGCCGCUGCGUCGACCCGCACCCACAGCACUAUAUCUAGCAAGCGCCUCUCGCUCUCGUCCACCCGUCGCAUGUCCUCCCUGAACCCCAUGUCAUCCGUCGACAUUUCUGCCAUUCAAGAAUCCCUUAAGAUGGCCUCCCUCGACCACCACCGUGGCUACGUCCAGACCAAGUACUGCGAAGUCAAGCAGGAUCAGAUGACUGAAUACAUUCCCGAAGACAAGGCCGGCGGCUACCAGGUGCUGCGCGAGGCGCACUGGAACAAAGGUCUCUCUUUCACACCGGAAGAGCGCCUGGCCAAGAACUUGACCGGCCUCGUCCCCCAUACGAUGGAGAGCAUAGACAUGCAAGUCGAGCGUGCGCUCAAGAUGAUCCGGUCGCGGCCGACAGACGUGGACAAGUACCUGUACCUGUCCCACCUCAAGGGCGAGAACGUCGACCUGUUCUAUCGCGUGCUCAUCGACAACGCCGGCGAGAUGAUGCCGCUCGUCUACACACCGACCAUCGGCGACGUCUGCUUGCAGUACUCCACCCUCUACACCCGCCCCGAGGCGCUCUACAUCAACAUCAAGCAGCGCAAGAGCAUUCGGACCAUCCUGCGCAACUGGCCGUACCCGGAUCCCGACAUGUGUGUCGUCACUGACGGCUCGCGCAUUCUCGGCCUCGGCGAUCUCGGUCUCAACGGUGUCGGCAUUCCGAUCGGAAAGCUGGCUCUCUACACGGGCGCUGCAGGCAUUCUGCCGCACAAGACGCUUCCCAUCGUACUUGACUGUGGCACUGCCAACGAGGAAAACCUCAAGGACCCGCUGUACCUGGGCAUGCGCUCCAAGCGUGUCCCCGUCUCGGAGCAGGAGGAGUUCAUGGACGAGUUCAUGGAAGCUUGCGCCGACGUGUACCCGAACAUGUUUGUGCAGUUUGAGGAUUUCGAGAGCGAAAAGGCAUUCAAGUAUCUUGCAAAGUACCGCGAAACAUACCGGUGUUUCAACGACGACAUCCAGGGCACAGGUGCCGUGGUGCUGGCUGGGUACAUGGGAGCCGUGGGCCUGUCUGGCGUGCCGAUCGACGACCAGCGGCUUGUGUUCAUGGGCGCUGGAUCGGCCGGUGUCGGUGUAGCCAAGCAGCUUGUGGAGUACUACGUGCGUCACGGUCUGACGGAGGAGGCUGCACGCGACAAGUUCUGGCUGGUGGACACCAAGGGCCUGGUGACCAGUGACCGUGGCGAUCGGUUGGCAGAGCACAAGAAGUACUUUGCGCGCACGGACAACCACGGACAUCAGUUCAAGACGCUGGAGGAGGUGAUUGAGUACGUCAAGCCGUCGGCGCUGGUGGGCCUGACAGCCACGUACGGCAUCUUCACCGAGUCGGCGGUGCGCGCGCUCAAGGCGUCGGUUGAGGCUGGCGGUGUGGGACGGCGGCCGAUCCUGUUCCCGCUUAGCAACCCGCUGACGAAGGCGGAGUGCACGUUUGAGCAGGCGGUGGACUGGACGGACGGCACGGUGAUCUUCGCAUCGGGCUCGCCGUUUGCGCCAUACACGACCAACGUGGCCAGCAACGGGACCAAUGGGACCGAUCAGACCGGCAGCGUGACGUACUACCCAAAUCAGGGCAACAACGUGUACAUCUUCCCGGGCCUGGGCCUGGGCGCGAUCCUGGCCAAGGCGAAGCGCAUCACGGACGACAUGGUGUACACGUCGGCAGACUCGCUGGCCCAUUCGCUCAGCGCGGAUGAGGUGGAGCAGGGCCUGAUCUACCCGCGCAUUGAGCGGGUGCGUGAGGCCAGUCUGGUGGUGGCGCGCGAGGUCAUGAAGGCGGCCCGCCGCGACAACGUCAGCGCGCUGCCAGAAGAGCAGUGGAUUGAGUGGGAGGAAUGGGGCGAUGUUGCGCUGGACAAGUUCAUCAAAGCGAGUGUGUAUGAUCCGCGCACAUGA
Molecule: messenger RNA, 1998 nt
Organism: Grosmannia clavigera kw1407
Lineage: Eukaryota; Fungi; Ascomycota; Sordariomycetes; Ophiostomatales; Ophiostomataceae
Product: NADP-dependent malic enzyme
Exons: 4
Coding region: 1-1998 (665 amino acids)
Biological process (GO): pyruvate metabolic process; malate metabolic process
Cellular component (GO): mitochondrion
Molecular function (GO): NAD binding; malate dehydrogenase (decarboxylating) (NAD+) activity
Source: RefSeq, a predicted model, not a curated record